AUGGGGGAAUAUAACCAACCUGCCAACGACAGUCCAGUGCCAUUUGCCCAGCGCCCAAUCAUCAUUCUCGGUGCCGGCAUCAUCGGAUGUGCCGCGGCACGCCAGCUGCUGCUGCAGGGCUUUGAUGUUACCUUGGUUGCUGAAUUCCUGCCCGGGGAUCAAGAUAUUCGUUAUGCAUCGGCCUGGGCGGGGGCUGCCUGGCAUGCGGCAGGGGGCAUCUCCCCCGAUCAGCGCUACCUCCAGGCUGUGACCCAUCGCAUCCUGCUCAAGAUGGCCCUGGAGCCAGAGACAGGAGUCAGUUUAGUUGACGCUCGAGAGUAUCUUGAACAACAACCGACCCCUGAUUCCGCCCUCUGGGGAAAGACCGUGGUGUCUAGGUUUCGCAACUUGUCUCCGGGGGAAUAUCCAUCAGAAUUUGCCUGUGCUUGGGCAUAUCAGACGCUUGUCACCGAUCCCACCCGACACAUGCCAUAUCUGAAGCAACAAAUCCUGAAACUAGGCGGCCGUUUCAUCCGCCACAAAGUCGACUCCCUGCAGGAGUUGUACGGCAUGUUCCCGGACUCAGGAGUCUUCAUCAACGCCAGUGGCCUGGGCAGUAAGACCCUGGCAGAUGUCCGGGAUGACCGUUGUUUUCCCGAACGGGGCCAGAAUGUGUUUUUGAGAACUGAUCAAUGUCGAACUAUGUACUUUCGCAAUGGGCAAGAGUACACCUACGUGAUCCCCCGGCCAUAUUCCGGGGGUGUGGUAUUGGGCGGCGUCAAACAACAAGAGAAUCUAUCUCCCGAUGUUGAUUUCGAGAUUGCUCGAGACGAAAUCGCCCGCGCACACCGAUUGGCCCCCGAGAUUGUCCCUGCGAACCCACCCGAAAGCGCCAUCAGCCACAUCAUUGGCAUUCGCCCAUCUCGAAAAGGUGGGUUCCGCCUCGACUCAGAGGUGCAUGGAUCCCGAACUCUUCUCUCGGCAUACGGUUUUGGAGGUGGUGGAUAUGCGUUUUCUUAUGGUGUUGCAGAGGCGCUGGUCCGGAUGGUAGAGCAGGCUGAACGCGAUAAUGUCAUUUUGUAG
Messenger RNA from Penicillium daleae, 1062 nucleotides. RefSeq names its product FAD-dependent oxidoreductase. Lineage: Eukaryota; Fungi; Ascomycota; Eurotiomycetes; Eurotiales; Aspergillaceae. Gene Ontology annotation, molecular function: FAD binding; D-amino-acid oxidase activity. The transcript is spliced from 3 exons. The record is from RefSeq and is a predicted model, not a curated record. Bases 1 to 1062 code for a protein of 353 amino acids.